UUUCACCACUGAUUUUGAGUUUCAAAAUCCCCAAAUUCUCGCACAACAAAAUCCAAUUUCUAGAGAGAGAAACAAACAGGGUUUUUUUUGGGUUUUGAAGAUGGCGAAUUCAGGCGUGAAUGAUGAAGUUGUUUCUCUGGAGCUUCCUGCACCUCCUGGCUGGAAGAAAAUGUUUCUGCCAAAGGAACCUGGGACCCCGAAGAAGAACGAAAUCGUGUUCACCGCACCAACAGGUGAAGAAAUAACCACCCGAAAGCAGCUGGAGCAGUACCUGAAAGCACACCCGGGCGGGCCCAAGGCCUCUGAAUUUGAUUGGGGAACUGGCGAAACGCCGAGGCGGUCAUCAAGAAUCAGUGAGAAGGUGAAGACAACGCCGCCACCUUCGGAAACCGAGCCCGUUAAGAAACGGUCUCGAAAGUCGUCAAGUGGAAAGAAGGGUAAAAAGGAGAAAGAAGAAGAGGCCCCUGAAGUAAUCACUGACAUUGAUGUCGAAAUGAAGGAAGCUGAAAAGGAAGAGAAAGAUGAUGGAAAAGACGAUAAUGCCCCUAAAGAAACCGAGGGAAAAGAAGAAACGGAGAAAACCGAGAAGGAUGAAGCAAUUGUAGAUGGUGAAGUUAAGCCCAUAGAAGAGAAAACUGACAAGGAUGAAGCUAUUGUAGAUGGUGAAGUUAAGCCCGUAGAAGAGGUGAAUGAAGCGAGUGAAAUCCCGAAAGUACCCCUGUCAGAGGUGAAUGACGAGAAAAUAUCCGACGGUCAAAAUAACGAAGGCGAAACCCGUGAACCGGAGAAAACCGAGAAGAGUGAAACGAAUGCUGACGGUGAAGAAAGUAAGCCCGUUCAAGAAGUGAGCGAGGUGUGUGAAAUCCCGAAAAUACCCCUGCCAGAGGUGAACGAAGAGAAAAUCGUCGAUGGUCAAAACAACGAAGGAGAAACCCAUGGUGCGGAGCCAACACUAGUUACCGAGGCUGAGAAAGAUGGCGGAGCUGAAGGGCAAAAGGGUAAUUUCGACAAUGUUUCCGAGAAAAAGGUGGAAGCGGAAGGAGAAAGCGUGGUGGUGAACGGUUGUCAUGUGGUGGGUCAGUGAGGUUGAAGCCGCUAGCUGAUUAGGUAAAGAUGGAGUAACUUGUGGCGGCUGUUUGUUGAUCUUUUUAACAGUCUUAUCUGAUUUCCGUUCGACUUUCUGUAUCUAUUGGAGUCUUUUUUAGCAGGGUUGUAAUGCAUUCGAUCGAGACGACGUAAGAGAUUGUUGAUAUUUGAUGUUUUGUGGUGUCUGUAGUUGCAGUUAAGGUUAAUUGUAGGUUAUGCAGAGAUGAUAUAUGUUUAUUAUGUACUAUGAGAAGCUGCCUUUAUGUUGUGGUGUUGCCAGUA
Messenger RNA from Helianthus annuus (common sunflower), 1368 nucleotides. Its product is annotated as methyl-CpG-binding domain-containing protein 10. The coding region runs from base 101 to 1084 and encodes 327 amino acids. The transcript has 3 exons. NCBI's taxonomy places the organism in Eukaryota, Viridiplantae, Streptophyta, Magnoliopsida, Asterales, Asteraceae. Gene Ontology annotation, molecular function: DNA binding. The record is from RefSeq and is a predicted model, not a curated record.